UGCAGAAGAAAUUUAAGGCUCUAUGCUCUAAACUUAGUCUAUGUUGCCCAAUUUAUGUCUUUUUCCUCUACAUUUUAUUUUCUGAAAUUAGCUUCUUGGUAACACUCCAUAUGAAUACAGUGUUAUUCUCUGAACUAUGCGCACAAUCCAACAGUUGUCGAUUUUACGCGAUUGACUGACAUACACACGAGCCAAUCAGCAUGGCUGUGUGAACACAAUAGUGUCGGCCAACCAAUCAGCUGUUUUGUAUCACAGGGUUUUUAUUUCUGGGAGCCUCGUGAACGCGAGAUUGACUGGUCGUGUCAGUGAUGCGCGUCCACGUGAGCUUCUAGUGGUAUUUAAUGGACAGCGGCUGGGAAGUGAACAUCUCCCUGGUGGAAAAAUAACCUACACAAAGAGAGAAUAAAGACUAUAAAUGAGCAUUUAAACGAUUUUAGAAAGCAAGAGCAAGCGCAACGGAGGUUUUUUGCGGAUUCGCGGAUGGUUUCUUGUAUAUUUUUUGUCCAUCAAAAGGAUUUUACUUGGAUGCGAGACCUUUUGUGAGCAGCUGUGGACACGUUGCGUGUUUUUUUUACAAGGAUUGUGAGCCAGGUAUUGUUUCGGGUAUAUUCAUGACGUUGAAAGACAUUGAAGUUUGUCGUGUUGGGCGUUAAGAUGUAACGCGUAAACGCCGUGGUGCACUGUAGUGUGGGGUGGUGUGGGGUGGGCUGGUGUGGUGUAGGCCACUGACGCCGACUUUAAUCUCCGAGGGCAAAAGUAAAGCUGUUUACAGAUCCGGUUAUUGCUAAGCCUGUGUGCUGUCUUGUAAGGAACAAGAGUAGAAACAUGGAUGGAGAGAAAGUGACCCGCGCGAGAGCGCUGAGUGAAUCUGCGUGGCUGCGGCGCUGCCGUGGAAACUAAGCACCAGCGCGGCGCAGGUUUAGACCCGAAACAUCACCAACAGGAAAAACUUUUCCUUUAUUUUCCUCCACAAAUAUGGGUAAAGACGAGUGUAAAACCAUGCUGGACGCUUUAAACAAGGUGACCGCCUGCUACCGGCACCUCGUGUCCGCUUUAGGGAGCACGUCGGAUUCGCAAAACCUGCGGGAAGAGCUGAAAAAGACGCGGCGGAAAGCGCAGGAACUGGCCGCGGCCAACCGGAGUAGACUGACCACGCUGCUCAAAGACAAGAGCAUCAGCAACGACGACCGCGCCGAGUACGAGCGCCUGUGGGUGCUCUUCACCAGCAGCAUGGAGAUCCUCGAGGUGGACAUGAGGAGGUCGCUAGAGAUCGGGCAGGAGUUCCCUAUUAAGGUGCCAACGCGCCACUUCAUCCAGACCGGCAUGACCGGGAGCACAGGCACGGUGGCGGCUCGGGCCAUGAGCAUGCAGAACCUGAAGUACGAAGCAGACGCGGGCAUCGACACGGCCGAUUUAAAAGAUCUGGAGGCCGAGAUCGCUCAGCUUGAUCAGAUGAUGGAGGAGAUGGAGAUGAAGGUGCAGGUGGCGCCGUGGGCGGUGGAGGCCAAACUGGAAGCGGGCGCUGAACUCAAAUCCACAGUCAGCGUGGGAAACUCAUCCAUCGGAGUCAUUUCCAUCUGCGACGAGGAGCCCAAAGAUGGGGGCGAAGGUGAAGCUGGUGUCAUGAGGAUCUUCGCGGGCAUCAUUUUCACUGUGGUUUUACUCAUUGCAGGCAUUCUGGGAUAUUUGGUCGUCAAUCUUUGAAAAAAGGACCUUAUUAGGAUUGUCACACACACACACACACACACACACACACACACACACACACACACACACACACACACACACACACACACACAAACAAACAAACAAAAAACUGUGACCUACAGGAUUUAUUCUAGCCUAUUUAUUUACCUGGCAGAGCUUUGUGUGUUUGUUUGUGUGUGUGUGUGUGUGUGUGUGUGUGUGUGUGUGUGUGUGUGUGUGUGUGUGUGUGGCUUGGACCUGAAAAACUGAAAAGCACAGUCAGUAGCAGUGUUUUAUGAAUCAGAAGUGAUUGCUUUUUUGUUAUAAGGAAUCCAUGGGCCACAAUUCUGUUUUAGCAAACUGUAAAAGAAAAGGCUGUAAAUUUUAUAGUAAUUUUUUGGCAACAUGGUUGUUACAGUUAAAUCUACAGUAAUGCAUUCUAAAACAAAUACGGGAAUGUGUUAUGCAGUAUAAAAUAACACAUUUACCAUAAUGUAUUUGCUCAUUUGGAUGAUGAUCUGCUGGCAUACAAUUGACUCAAGGUGGGAUUUGAACACGCAACAUACUAAUCUGUAUCUCAAACCUUUAAGCUGUGAGCUCAGCUGACUUUCAUUGAUUCAGUGUAUUUUUAGUUUUAGUGAUUCAGUGGUUAAAGCUUUGAGUCACACAUCAGAAGGUUGUGUGUUCAAAUCCCUGUAGUGUUAAAACUCAAGGGUUUUGGUACUUAAGUGAGAACUUUAACCUUCAUCUCAGUUGAAUCCUAUUAAUAUCAAUAGUUGCCUAUUUUAAAAGCAUCCGCUAAAUGAACAUAUGUCCUGGAUUCUGUGUUAUGCUACAUAACCUAACACAGUACUCUUCUGUAAAUAUGUUUUACACUUACACCAAAUUUUACACCAAUUUUACAGCCUUUUUUAUUCUCAGUGUAAGUUACAGCGGAUUAGUAAGCAAAGCGUAAGACUGAGAUGACGUGGAUUUAAUGGUCAUUCAUUUUAAUGGAGUGAAAUAGCAUCAAAUCAGGCCAAGCUCAGUGUUUACAAAGACCAGGUUACUUUAUCGGGUUUCACUGCAGAUAAUUCAUAUACAGCAAAAUCGAAAAAGCAUAUGUUCUUCCUUAAUGGAUGUUAAAGAAACUGUUUCAGCUCAGCAGGCUGUACACGAUUAGAUAUCUGACUGCAGCAGUCUAAUCUCGUUAGUUUCACCUGAACCAGAUAAAUGCAGUUCAAUCCGUAUUGGAUUCUGGUAGAUUCAAGUAGCCUUUCAGUGAAUUUCACUGUAUGAUCAGAUGAUUACAAAAUGUAAAAUCUUUCUCUAGCUCAGGGGUGUCAAAUACAUUUUAGGUGAACUGGACUAAAAAAAAUCAGAUUAAAGACCAAUAACACACAUCAACUUCUCUUAAACAUGUUCACUUAUCUGCAUUUCACCUGAAAGCUACACUCUAAAUGCACAAACAAAUUAAACCUAUAUGCUAUAAAAUGAUAGUUUUACUAUAGUUUAGUUCACCGUGUCUUACAUAAGUACAGGUAUGCGUUAAAAGCCAGAACUGCAAUGGAUGUUAUCAGAAAGAUGUAAGUUGUUUAAGUUUGCUAAUAAAACAAUUAUUAUUUCCUUGAGAUUAUUACUUUUAUUUUGCUUCCAGAAAGAGUUUUUUUCCCCUUUGAAUCUUUAAAACCAGUUACAAACAGUUUUCGAUAACUGCUUCUUACAUCCUAAUUUAGGCGAUCUAAUUUAGGGUAAUUUAAGCGAUUUCUGUCUAAAUGACAGAAAAUCUUAUUUUAUAAUAUUUUUUUCCAGUUCACAGAAAUGUUUGCUAAUAAAAAUACAUCAUGGCAUGAUAUCUGGCUGACAGAAAUAAAUAAAAAUUUUUUUAUCAAUGUUCAGAAUUUUGUAAUGCUAUUGAAUAAAAAGGGCACCUGUUUUUUUUAAAGCUGUUAAUAAUUGGUCAAACAUAGUCAUAACUUGCUGGUUAGAUUUGUUUCACGUCUAAAUCUGUUGGUUUAUAAUUUUCUCAUGACAACCCUGUAAGGAUUUCUUAAAGGGGAAGUCACCAAUACUCCUAAAUGUUACCUCCUGCUUGAAAUUGCUUAUUAGGACUGGUCUCUGCCUACGGUCUGUAUCUUUGACACCCCUUGCUCUGGACACCGUAAUUUAAUAGAACAACAUUUCCAGGAAUAAGAGAUCACCCAUUAGGCUCGUACGUAACACUUACAGACAACACUUCCCGUUAAACUUAAACAGCCGGACAGUGUUAGACUGCUAGUCUUUACAGAAAGCAGUAUUUUGGAGAUUUCUUCUCAUCAUGUCCACGUAUCAGUUAGUGUUCUUUAGUUGUGCCUCACUCCUACAGGCCCCUUUAGACCGUAUCUUAUAAAGACGGGUAUGACUUUAGGCAUCUCUCCACACACUGUAAAAGCAACAACUGUAUAGUGAUUCUGUACAUAAUGCAAAUUCAUGUUGAAUUAGUGUACAUACAAUUAAA
Tachysurus vachellii is the source of this 4162-nucleotide messenger RNA. Its product is annotated as regulator of G-protein signaling 9-binding protein. Gene Ontology annotation, biological process: G protein-coupled receptor signaling pathway; detection of light stimulus involved in visual perception. Lineage: Eukaryota; Metazoa; Chordata; Actinopteri; Siluriformes; Bagridae. The record is from RefSeq and is a predicted model, not a curated record. Gene Ontology annotation, cellular component: neuron projection; photoreceptor outer segment. Bases 976 to 1704 code for a protein of 242 amino acids. The transcript has a single exon.